AGUGGGUCUUAAGUUGUUUCCUGAAAGUGUCUAUGCAAUGUAGAGAUCGAAUGGUGCAAGGUAAGUCAUUCCAUAGUCGAGGCGCUACAGCUUUAAAAGAUCUGUCUCCACGAGUCUUAAAAAAGGUCAGAGGAACCGUCAACAAGUUCAGAUUCGACGACCUGAGGCUCCUAGUCGAAACAUAAGGCUGUAUGAGGUUCUUAAUGUAGUGUGCAAUCAAUAGGGACCUGGAACCCUUUGCUUGACGUUGAUAAUCGGGUGACUAGGUUGGAUGCCAUGUGUUAAGCUGAAUAAUAUUUAUAUCCGAGCGCAGAAUCUCCGUUAAGUUCCUGCUUUUUAACAGGCUGAUUGGCGGCAGAAGGACAGGCUCUAAUUACUCACAUUUUGUUUCACUGUAUUUUAGCCUUAAAAAUAUAUUUCUCUAAUUCUUUUACCUCAUGCAGUUUGUCUAAUCUGAUUCAUUGGCUGUAGUCCUCAAAACAAUCACCACACAAAAAAUGUGUGUGUUCUCAGGAUCCCACGAUCGAGCGGUCCUCCUGUACGAAUACGUUGGGAAGAAGACGGUGGAUUUACAACACACAGAGGUUCCAGAUGCUUACAGAGGGAGAGGAAUUGCCAAACACCUGGCCAAGGCAGCCAUGGAUUUUGUGGUGGAGGAGGACCUGAAAGCUCACUUGACCUGCUGGUACAUCCAGAAAUACGUCAAAGAGAACCCUCAGCCUCAGUACUUUGAACACAUCCAUCAAUGACUCAACAGGUCAAGCAAAAGGACUUGAACACAGAGACUGUGUGCAGUAAGUUUUAGGCAGGAGGUUUCCAGGAUGCAAGGAGAGAAACCUCUGAAGCACUGCUAAACGCAAAACCGAGUGAACGCAGGCGAUCUCAAACCAGAGCUGUAGCGUCGGGCGGACGCGAACUGCUGGAGGAAAUCGUGCGGAGACAAAGCAGCCCAAAAGGUGGUGGCUUGUCCUUCCAGGACGUCGCCCCACCACUGACUUGAAGCAAACGUUGGUUACAACAAAUCAAUGUCCUCCUUUGAACUACGAGAUCAGACCGACUUUGUGUCUUUUUCCAGUAUUCAGAUGAAGAGAAACUGUCACCGUUACGCUUAUAAUGUUUGAAAAUCGUGCUACUUUUAAUAUUUUCCAAUAUUACUCCUUUUUUUUUUUACUUAGUACAUUAAAGUAGUGCUACUACUGAAGAGUCUUGGAUGAAAAGACAUUUUUAAAACCCGGCUAUGAUUUCUUUGACAGAAGAGGAUGCGUUAGUGGUUGAUAUGUUGAGGAUUUUUAAUUGCUUUAUUCCCCUUUCUCUUUAUUAUUGUUAUUUUUUUAAACACUCGGUUUCAGUACAAGAGUGGAAACUGAGCAAAUCCAUUCUGACUGUGAUGAACUUGAGGUUAGAGACACUGCUACUAGUUAACACUUCAGCGCUGAUAUCUAUAUUUACUUCAGCUCAAACCAGCAUCAGUAGCGACACUCUUUAGAUUCAGGGCAUUUUUAUUUCUUAAAGUGUGUUAAUUCUUACUCUCCAGUUCAGGAAAAUUAGUUUUCUCUUCUCACCACAGGAAAAAAAAAAACAACAAAAAAAACCUGAGAAUUUGAGAUUUUGCUGUAGACAAUCGUCAGUGUUGAGGAGACAAAUACCUCAGGCUAACUCGACACACUCCAAAACACUUUCUACUGACAACUGCAAUAAAAUCCCUUUUUGUAUAACUUUCAUUUGGUGGCGUAAGGCUGUAAACUGGCCAAGGCAUUAUUUUUUUUUUUGUCUUUUUUAUGUGGGUUUCUUUGGGUAUUUUUGUAAUAUUUGUUUUGUACUGUUAAAACAAUGUCUGAUAUGUGUUCUGAGCAGGUGGCUCGAUCUAACAGAUAUGUCCAAAUGUUCUUGUUACGCUGUUUUAUACUUGAUAUUGUUUUCUCUCUACUUGUUCUGAAUAAAUGACUCAUCUACUCAU
Molecule: messenger RNA, 1957 nt
Organism: Poecilia reticulata (guppy)
Lineage: Eukaryota; Metazoa; Chordata; Actinopteri; Cyprinodontiformes; Poeciliidae
Source: RefSeq, a predicted model, not a curated record